AUGGAUGAUUUCCUCGCAGCGGUCGGUGUGCAGGCCAUGAAAUAUGCCAUACGGUCUGGCAUCACCUUGACUUCCACCUACGCCCUGGGUCAAUGCUCGCGUCUGCUCAAGUCGGUCGAGGGCAGAGCCAUUUAUGCUGAGCUCAAGUCACUACAAAGCACUCUCGACAGCAAGAUCAAGAUCAUUUCACCAGCAAUAGACUUGAUCGAGUUCAAAUCAGGUAGAGGAAACCUAUUCCUGGAAUCUGCCACCCCCCUCGCGAAGUCACUUCAUAAGGAGAUCGUCUCGCUAGGGCGCCGUAUAGAAGCAGCAACUACACUGAGCUCGGACUCAGAUAGUGAUCGAGCUCAAUCCAAGUCACCUCCUAUCAGUCAAGAUGACCUACUCGCUAUCGUCACAAGCAUUAAGGCCUUGUUGGAACGGAUAGACCGUGACAUUCCUCUUCUCCAGUUGGCUAUUACUGCAUCAGGGGAGAGUCUUUCGACUUCUCUGCCGACCGGCAUAUCACCUUCCAGACUUUUGCAAGCAAGCACACUUCUCAUUGUCGGUGACACGCAGUUUGCCCAGGACCCAACAAGGCCAGUUCAGAUUGGUCCGGCCUUCACCUUGUCCCUAUACAUGCUAUUUCUCGGACAUGCAUCUACACUAACAUCACAAGGCGCAACUGGAACCCCGACAAGCAACACAGCCCUUGCAUCCAGUGGCUCUGCCCAGUCUCUAAACGAUAACAGAGUUUACGGCCUAGGUGAAGGGGACAGGAAGCCAUUGUGGCAGGAGGUCUUGCACAAGGCACGAGUUCGCAUCUGCAGAACCCGAAGAGACUUCUUUUUUGACAGCAGAACAGGCUAUCAUGCAGGCUGCUUGGCCUCUCUCCCAACUCCUGUGUCGUCUGAAAACAGCUGGGAAUAUGCAUACCAUCUGGAGAUCAUUGAGGAUCUCGAUGACGGGCGCCUCCAUGACGACGAGCAAGACUCUCGAUCGUAUGAUGACAUCCCAAAGGCAGGAAUUCGCGAGUCUAUCCCGGUACAUGAAUUAUCCAAGAUAUUCUACACAGAUACAGGCAGGAUCUUGAAUAUUGGAUCUGCCACCGACAGCGAACAAAGACCAGUGCUACUCUUGAAACGAGAUAGUCAAGCUGCCCCCUCCAAGCCUGAUACCGAAGGUAUAGCAGGCUUCAUUGAAGAUUCGGGGGAUGGCGCCAAAAGUACCAUGAUUGAGGCAAGGGAUGCUGAGGACGACCAGGCCGAUGUUGACAGACAACUCCUGGAGGAGUCUCGAAACUCUUCAACCAACCCCAAGAAAGCCGCACCUAUCGGAGAGCACUCUAAAUGGAAGUUCCCGGCACAUCUUGAUCCGGAAUGGAUCGCGCUGGAGGUGUUUGAGGAGGACGAUGAAGAAGCAGCGGAGGAUGACGACGAUGCAUCACUUGACUCUGGGACCAUGGGCAAACAGGAGAUGCCUCCAAGGCAGGGAACUCCUCGUGACAGAAGGUCCCUUGACUCCAGGGUUGUCGACCAGAUCAAGAGGCUAUCACUGAGUGGCCCUGAGCAGUCCAGCUCUCUGCAGCCAGUUACCGCGGCGGAGACGGAGAACUUUGUCGCCCGGUCCCCGUUCGGCGCCAUCACAACUUCUCUGUCGCUGAUGGAGAUGUUGAUCCGACUGGCUAGUCUCCAGGAGUUUCAGCAGGCAUCCCACCUCUCUAUUCCGGAUCACAUCUUGACAUUCUUCCUGGAAGAAACAUCGACGACGGGUUUAGUUGGGGAGACACAGUGGAGGGCGCGGAGCGAAGCGAAACGACGAAUGGGAUUUGACCCUUACACGGAUACCCCAACAAAGUAA
This is a messenger RNA of Fusarium keratoplasticum, 1839 nucleotides long. RefSeq lists its product as uncharacterized. The transcript is spliced from 3 exons. Gene Ontology annotation, cellular component: cytoplasm; nucleus. NCBI's taxonomy places the organism in Eukaryota, Fungi, Ascomycota, Sordariomycetes, Hypocreales, Nectriaceae. Gene Ontology annotation, molecular function: GTPase regulator activity. The coding region runs from base 1 to 1839 and encodes 612 amino acids. The record is from RefSeq and is a predicted model, not a curated record.